This is a messenger RNA of Saccostrea cuccullata (small rock oyster), 1578 nucleotides long. RefSeq names its product probable ATP-dependent DNA helicase RecS. Bases 1 to 1578 code for a protein of 525 amino acids. Gene Ontology annotation, cellular component: nucleus; chromosome; cytoplasm. The record is from RefSeq and is a predicted model, not a curated record. Lineage: Eukaryota; Metazoa; Mollusca; Bivalvia; Ostreida; Ostreidae. Gene Ontology annotation, biological process: double-strand break repair via homologous recombination. Gene Ontology annotation, molecular function: ATP binding; four-way junction helicase activity; 3'-5' DNA helicase activity. The transcript is spliced from 2 exons.
AUGGCGGAGACCACGAAAGAAAAGGUUGAGAAAGUAUUUCAAGUGAAAUUAACGGAAGAUCAGUUACGUGCUAUAGAAAGUAUACAGCAGGGAAAAGAUGUAUUCGUAGGUACCAGGACAGGGAGUGGAAAGUCACUCAUAUAUGAGAGUUCCCCCGUUGUGUUUGGACAAUCGGCCGUGUGUGUCAUAGUUUCCCCGCUUCUCAGCAUCAUGAAAGAGCAGGUAAACAGACUCUCAGGACUGGGUUUCCGGGCAACAUACAUCGGAAAGUCAGAUUGCCGAAAAGAUGAUGUGCGUAAGGGUUACUACCAGUUCUUAUUUGGAAGUCCUGAAGCCUUGGUUGGAAACGACGAGUGGAGAGAAAUCUUCCGGGAUCCCGAAUUUUCAGCAAGACACAAGUUGACAGUUGUUGACGAAGCCCACACAGUUUAUCAAUGGGGUGAAGGGCAGAAGAAUGAGGAAGCCUUCAGAACAUUUUUUUCAAAGAUUGGUGAGCUUCGAUCCCUUAGCCUGACUGUGCCCUUACUUUCGCUGACAGCAACAGCUAGUCCAUCAAACAGGAAGAAAAUCAUGAAAAGUUUAUGCUUCAGGGAAGAUUAUGUGUGCAUACUGGACAGUCCAGACAAACCAAACAUUAAAAUAAAUGUGAAAUGCAUUAAAAAUAAUGCAGAUAUUAGUGACACAUUUGAAUGGCUUAUUGAAACUCUCAACAGGGACAAAAUAAACACCCCCAGACAUGUUGUAUUUUGCAACAGCAUAAAAGACUGUGCCUUACUCUACAGUACAUUUUUAAGGAAAUGUGAUUCUUCCAUGUUACAUAUGUUCCACAGCAAAAUAGCAGAACACGUGAAAGACAAAAUUCUUGUGGACAUGGAGUCUGAAGAAGGACAAAUAAGAGUCCUUUUCUGUACAAACGCUGCUGGGAUGGGAGUUAAUUUCAAGGGCCUACACAACAUCAUACAUUAUGGUCCACCACGAGACUUGGACAGCCUUACGCAGCAGAUGGGCAGGGCAGGAAGAGACAAUGAAUUUUCCAAUGAAUUAAUACUUUACAAGAAUCACAAAGGGCAUUUUAAAAAAACUGACCCUGAAGAUUUAUCACUGAUAAAGACAGACAAUCAGUGCAGAAGAAGCAUUCUGUGCAAAGCUUACAGUGCACCUAGUCAUAUUUAUGAACAAAAGCACAAAUGCUGUGAUGUUUGUGAGAAAAAAUGUGACUGUGUAGAUUGUCCCAAGUUGACGCAUCCAGCUUACCAAACAAUGGAGGAAUCACCACAGGAUCAAGACACAUUCCAUCGUGAAGUCUGUGAUGAGGACAAGACAACUUUAAAGCACAAGCUAGAGUUAAUGCAGUCAGCCCAGAGUAGCAUGCCAGAUUUGUUUGGUGACCAUUCUGAACUGAGAGAUAAAACCAUUAAUAGUCUAUUAGUUAAUUGUCAUAAAAUAUUUACAGUUAAUGAUGUGAUGGAAUAUGCAACAGUUUGGUUAGUUGACACUGCUAAGCAAAUAAUUAAGAUUUUUGAUGAUGUGUUUAAUGACAUUUUGGUUUAUGAUUCUUCCGACACAGAGUCAGAUUAG